This is a messenger RNA of Drosophila sulfurigaster albostrigata, 2365 nucleotides long. It is a transcript of the gene Sk2, whose product is annotated as sphingosine kinase 1. Lineage: Eukaryota; Metazoa; Arthropoda; Insecta; Diptera; Drosophilidae. Bases 91 to 2043 code for a protein of 650 amino acids. The record is from RefSeq and is a predicted model, not a curated record. Gene Ontology annotation, biological process: sphingosine biosynthetic process. The transcript has 2 exons. Gene Ontology annotation, cellular component: membrane; cytoplasm; intracellular membrane-bounded organelle.
CACUGCCCGAGGAGUACCCCUACUGCUUUUGACCAACACACCAUAAAAAAGUAAAUAAAAAAUGCAGCUGAGCAGAUUUCGCCAUCAAACAUGAACAAAUCUCAGGAGAGGAGCAACCACAGCUCCUCCGCCAACUCCACGCCCACAAUGCACAAUGUGAGCGACACCUUCUACACCAGCCAGCGCAAGGGAAGCCACGUUUUCCGCGUUCGCUUGGAUGCCACGGGCUUCACGCUGCAACGCGAAUCGCCCAGUGGCGUGACGAUAAAAGAGCAAACGGUUAAGCUAUGCGACAUCGUUGGCGCCCGUUGUAUGCGUCUUAAGAAAACGUCGCGCAGCUUGGCUCGCUGUGCUUGCGUCAAUCCCGGAACACCGGCGGCAGGCGCAGCAGGGCGUAAGGGUGCCACGCCCAGCAAAUGCAGCACGGCCAGCAAGGAGGAGGAUUACGGUUGCGAUGGUGGUGACGCUAGCGCCUAUCUGUAUCUCUUUGCUUAUGUGCUGAAGAAAAAGAGCUUAAGGAGCAGUUUGCAUCGGGAGCGCACAGUGUUGACGCUGCGCUUUCGCUCCUUCGAUACCUUCGAGGAUAACAUGCGGGAGGCGGAUCGUUGGUAUCGCGCACUACGCUGGCAGCUGCACAACACGCUGGAGGAGAUAUUUGUGGACCGUUUGGAUGAGUCACGCAGACGUCGUGCUCUGGUGCUACUGAAUCCCAAGUCGGGAUCGGGAAAUGCGCGAGAGGUGUUCAACAUGCAUGUGGCGCCGGUGUUGAACGAGGCGGAAGUACCGUAUGAUCUGUAUGUAACGAAACAUUCCAAUUAUGCCAUCGAAUUUAUGAGCACCCGACGGCUGGAGGAUUGGUGCAGCAUCAUUGCUGUGGGCGGCGAUGGACUCUUCCAUGAGAUCGUCAAUGGAUUGCUGCGUCGCGAGGAUUGGGCCAAGGUGCUGGACAGCAUAGCGCUGGGUAUCAUUCCAUGUGGUUCGGGCAAUGGUUUGGCACGCUCCAUUUCCCAUGGCUAUAAUGAACCCUACUUUAGCAACCCAGUGCUGGGAGCUGCCUUGACCGUCAUCAGUGGCCGCAGCUCACCGAUGGAUAUGGUGAGAGUGCAGCUGAAGGAGCGUGUGAUGUAUUCAUUCCUAUCGAUUGGCUGGGGACUCAUCUCGGAUGUGGACAUUGAGAGCGAAUGCAUACGCAUGUUUGGCUAUCAACGCUUCACCAUCUGGACGCUGUAUCGUCUGGCCAAUUUGAGGACGUACAAUGGCAAGAUUAGCUAUCUGCUGGCAGACCAAGAGGCUUCAUCAUCGACAUCACAGGCAGCCACAGAGCAAUCGCAGCAGCUGGAGGAGUUGCGCAAACUGCAAUCGAGUCGCAGCUGCAAUAUGCAUAUCGAUAAGCUGGCCAGCGACAGCUAUGCGAGACGUUCCAUUGAGUAUUUGCCGCAGGAGUUCGAGGAUGUCAUCUCGCUGGAGACGUCGAUCAAUCAAUCGUUUCGUUCGCGUUGCGACAGCUGGCUGUCGGGUGGCUCCCGACGCAGCUGCUACUAUUCCAUAUCAGAGAGUGUCUAUCACAGUCUGGCCGAUGAGAGUGAGUUUGCCCAGCAAUCGACGGCGGCAACAGCCGCGGGAUUGGAGCACUUUGGACCAAGCAGCAGUCUGCCAGUGUUGGACGAACCGUUGCCUCAGUCAGCGGGCUGGCAGGUGGAGGAGGGCGAGUUUGUGAUGAUGCAUGCGGUGUAUCAGUCGCAUCUGGGCAUCGAUUGCCAUUUUGCGCCCAAGUCGCUGCUGCACGAUGGCAUCAUUUAUUUGGUUUUAAUACGCGGCGGCAUCAGUCGACCGCACCUGCUGAGCUUCCUGUACAACAUGAGUACGGGCAAUCAUCUGCCGGAGAAGAACAACGAGUAUGUGAAGGUGCUGCCGGUGCGUGCCUUUCGUCUGGAGCCACACGACAAUCAUGGCAUCAUCACUGUGGAUGGCGAACGCAUUGAGUUCGGUCCGUUGCAGGCGGAAAUUAUGCCGGGCAUUGCCCGUGUCAUGAUACCGAAGUAAUGAGGCAUGACCUGAGCUGAGCGAUUAACAUUAAUUGGCGCAAUAACAAAUCUCAACAAAACACAACGAGCAAUAAUUAAUCUCCAUUGGGAAUCUCAAGCAUUUUUUGUACACACAUUUGUAGUUAAUAGACAAAUUCCGUUGUUAGGUUUGUCGGUAUCAGAAGUAUCUGUAAAACAAAUUAUAUAUACAUAUAUGUGGUAUCAUAUUUUUUUUAUUAUUAUUUCAAAAUAUUUUGUAAUCUUCUUGUUAACAUUUUUAAAUACUAUACCAGUUAUUAAUAAAAUACAAAAGAUAUAUGUGCUAGCUAGUUAUACAAACU